Molecule: messenger RNA, 6598 nt
Organism: Pseudoliparis swirei
Lineage: Eukaryota; Metazoa; Chordata; Actinopteri; Perciformes; Liparidae
Gene: camsap2b
Product: calmodulin regulated spectrin-associated protein family, member 2b
Exons: 22
Coding region: 503-4975 (1490 amino acids)
Biological process (GO): cytoplasmic microtubule organization; neuron projection development; negative regulation of microtubule depolymerization
Cellular component (GO): microtubule minus-end
Molecular function (GO): calmodulin binding; spectrin binding; microtubule minus-end binding
Source: RefSeq, a predicted model, not a curated record
CGCGCAGUGAUAGAGAGAGAGAGGAAAACAGUUGGAAAAAAGGAGAGGAGAACAACAUGGACACCAACAGAGGCUUUAGUUAACGUGUGACGCGGCCCGCAGCUCUCCUCCUCUGCCGCACGGCUGCUCCGUUAUGUCGGACAACCCGAGGAGAAUAAUGAUGCCAGGGAAUGGAGGAACUCUUCAGAAACCCCGCUGCUGAACGCGCUGUGCCUUCAGGGUUAAAGGACGCCACCGGGACGUAGCGCGGACGCGUAAAGCCAGGAGCGCCCGAUGCUACCCAACGCGUCGUGCUCUCCAACAACCAGGCCACGGGCAAUGUUUUGUUCUUCUUCUCCUCCCCCCACACACGCGCAUAUUUUUUUUUUGAGGAGAAGGGGAAAUUUCUCUGCAUCGAAUUUCUUUCGGACGGGAUGUCAUCCGCAGUCAGGAGGAGUUCCUCUGGCUGACUGAUCCUCCAGCUGCCGAGAGAGAGAGAGAGAGAGAGAGAGAGAGAGAGAACAUGGGAGAUGCUGCAGAAGACGCAGGGAUGAGUCGGACCUUCAUCGUCCCUGCGGUCAAGAGCUUCGACCACUACGACUUCACCAGGGCCAAGGUCUCGUGCAGCCUGACGUGGCUGGUGGCCAAGGCGUUCGGCUCGGAUGCCGUACCAGAAGAGCUGGCUCAGCCAUUAUACCGGGACCAGUACAACCAGGAGCACCUGAAGCCCCCGAUGGCCUGCCUGCUCCAGUCCGCAGAGCUCUACUGCCGGGCGGGAAGCCUGAUCCUCCGCAGUGAUGCUGUCAAACCGUUACUGGGGCACAACGCCGUCAUCCAGGCGCUGGCCCAGAAAGGCCUGUACGUCACCGACAAGGACCGACUGGUCACUGAGCGAGAGCUGACCGGCACGCCGAUACACAUGAGUUCCCAUCUGGCGCUCAUUGACACCCUGAUGAUGGCGUACACGGUGGAGAUGGUGAGUGUGGAGAGAGUCAUGACCUGCAUCAACAGGUACUCCUCCGCUGAACCCUCACACAGCCAGGAGCUGCCUUAUGACACCGAGGAUGCAAUCGCCACUUGGAUCAACAAGGUGAAUGAACAUCUGAGGGACAUCCUAUUUGAAGAGCAAAACCUGAGAGAGGCCUCCCUCCAGGAGUCAAACACAACACACAGAGCUCUCUGCAGGUGGGAUCAUGCCCAGCAGAGGAGCACGCCAUCGCUCCCCCUGGUGGAGAACCUGCUGAAGGACAACACAGACGGCUGUGCUCUGACCACACUGCUGCAUUUCUACUGCCCACAGGCCGUCAGACUGGAAGAUAUCUGCCUCAAGGAGACCAUGUCUUUGGCCGACAGUCUGUACAACCUUCAGCUGGUGCAGGAGUUCUGCAGGAGCAACCUCAACCACUGCUGCCACUUCAGCCUGGAGGACAUGCUCUAUGCACAUGCAUCGAUGAAGAGUAACUACCUGGUGUUUAUUGCUGAGCUUUUCUGGUGGUUUGAAGUGGUUAAGCCCUCAUUUGUACAGCCCAGAGUCUUCGAUCCAAACGCCUGUGAGCCUGUAACAUCCUGUAGAACUAUGGCUCCUGUCUCCAGUCCAAUCAAACAGAGCGAUGCAGACAGACCUGGCAGCCCCGAGGAUGCCCCUGCACAGGGGAUAAUGAAGAGGUCUACUUCCAUGUCCUACGUUGAUGGCUGUGUUGGGACAUGGCCCAAAGAAAAACGCUCCUCCUGUCGGGGAAUCUCCUUUGAGAUUCCUCUGGACGGAGACUCCACUGAAGCCUCCUCCCUCGGUGGUAUGCCCCGCUCCGCCAGCAGUGACGGUCUGGGGUAUAAAGUUCACUAUGCAUCUCGAGGAGGCAUGAAGCGCCACCUCUCCCUCAUGCCUGGAGAUGUAAACGGCCAGAGCAGACACAUACCUGAGGAGGACGAGGAGUUCACCUCCAACAAACCACUCGGGCGGAACAACACCUUCUCAGUGAAGAACCAAAGCAGGUACUCCAAUGGGGUUCUUCCAGACAGCAACCACAGUAGCUACACCAGCCCAUCAACUCCUCCGAGCAUUGAAGAGGCCCUCAAGAUCAUCCACGACACUGAACGGCCCCACGCUAGCCUGGGCCUGGGGGACGGAGACAAUGGCUUCUUUCUCCACGGUUCGGAGCCUUCAGACCCUGCAGGGGACCAAGGUCACGGAGACGACCCGGGUUCAGCUAAGACUCGGCUGAACGACCACGACCCCUACUCAGUGUCCACAGAUGAAGUUGACACGGGCAUCCAUGUGGAGACAGAGGACAUCCAGAGCUUGGAUGAGGACUCCUCCUCCCUGAGAGACUAUUCAGACAUAGACCGAGACUGCGAGGCCACGACCCGGUCGUGUCCUCUGCUCGGCCAGCCGGAGAAGGAGCCGAGCAUGGGAGGAGGACGGAAAGGGGUCAGUGAUGAGGGCGACAGGGGAGGUGACAGGAGCGACCUUUGUCCCAGUUCAGCACCCACAACCCCCAGAUCCCACACAGCCAGUCCCGCCUUGUCCUCUGGAGGCUCUGGAGGAGGCAUGGUCCGGAUGACGAGCUUUGCAGAGCAGAAGUUCAGGAAGCUGGAGGGAAGGAGUAGUGGAGGAACCACACCAGAGAGUUCAGAUCUCAAUAUGCCAUACACACACCUGCCAAAAAGCAUUUCUUCUCAGAUGUCUACGCCUCCUUUGCCAAUCACAUCUCCCUCUCCAGUAACGCCCUCUCCGAGAGACCCCUCCCACCUGAUAGCCUCAGAGAUGAUUCAGCUGAGGAUGAAGCUGGAGGAGAAACGGAGAGCCAUUGAAGCCCAAAAGAAGAAGGUGGAAGAAGCUUUCACCCGCCAUCGUCAGAAGAUGGGCAGAACAGCCUUUCUAAAUGUAGUGAGAAGAAAAGGAAUCACCGCCCCCUUCAGCUCGGGCGCAGCAGGAGCAGCUUCUCCAGAGCCACGCGCCGCCUCAAUGGAAACCAACCACGGCAGCAUGGAGCGGGCGGAGAGAUGCAAGCCAGACGGAGCAGCUCCUAAAUCCCCCUGUGAGGAGGGUGGAGGCAUGUCUCCGGGAGAAGUCGACCUGACAGAAUACACCCGCUCCAUCGAGAGGCUGAACACGUCGUUGGGCUUCCUGCAGACGGAGAUGCAGCGCAUGGCCCUGCAGCAGGAGACCAUCAUGUCCAUGCGAGAGCAACAGCAACAAGCCUGGGUCAUUCCUCCUCCGGCUCCAUCUCCGCACAGGCAGCUCCGUGAGUUGCGUAGCAGCAGCGUAACAGGCCGGGGGUCAGGACGAUGCUCGGUGGGGUCUUUGUCUCCCAUCCUUUCUUCUUCCGGCUCUCCUCGGACUCCCGUUGGCAUUAAGCGCCGUCCGGCCUCCUUCCAUGCCAGGACGCCGAGGACUCCGCGGCCAAAUGAUCUGAAGGUCACACCUUUCAGUCGAAUGCUCAACACCCAGACCUCAGUGGACAGCCUACCCAGACUAAGACGUUUCACACCCAGCCAAACCCAGAACAGCUCGUUUGCUUACCUGAGCCACAGCGACGGGCCCCUGGAAGGGAAGAACCAAGAGGCCAAGGACAACAAAGAAAACACAAAGGACAAAGAAGAUGGCGUGGUCAAGAAGAGUGCUGGCACUCCUCAGCUGUCGAGGAGAGAAGCAGCCAAAGAGAAGGAGGAUGAGCGACAGGGGGAACGAAAGGGUGAAGUCAAGCAAACAAGGUCAUCAGAGGUGUUGUGUCAACCGACGUCUGAGAUCCAAGGGCCCUCAGCCAGCCGGGUCAAGGGAGACCCCCAGGGCAGAAAAGACCUGGUGGAGGUGGCUCUGUCGGGGCUGAAGCCUCGAGGAGGACCACCCUGCAGCCAGGAGAUGACGGGAGAGGGUGAAGGAGAUAGAGAGGCAGGAGGAGACACUUAUGGAAAAGACCAAAAGAUGUGCUGUGGAUUCUUCUUCAAGGAUGAUGUGAAGGGGGAGGAGGACAUGGCAGCAAAGAAAGCCGCUCUGCUGGAGAAGAGGCUUCGGAGGGAGCAGGAGGCUCAGGAGAAGAAGCAACAGCAGGAGCUCGACCAGGAGCAGAAGAGGGAGGCGGCAGGGUUGAAAGUGGAGGAGGAGCAGCAGAAGAAGGAUGACGAGAAGGCAAGAAGGGAAUACAUCAAGCAGGAGUUUUUGAGGAGGAAACAGCUCAAGCUGUUUGAGAACAUGGACGAGGUCACGAAGCCCCGAUCGGGAAGUCUCAAGAAGAAGCCGCGGCCCAAGUCCAUCCACAGGGAUGUGAUGGAGUCGCCCACGCCCCCUGUGAGAGCAACAGGGGUGCGUCCACGAGGCUUCUCGGUGUCGAGCGUUUCUUUGGCGUCUCUCAAUCUGGCCGACCACGACAGAGACCAGCCGUAUAACAGGAAGAACUACAGAGGCAAUAAGCUAGCGCAUAUCCCGUUCUUUCUAAGCUCUCCCAAAGACAGAAAGGGGAGGCCAGACUCUGCAGAAGGGUUUUCUUCCUGUCCUUCGACUUGUAGUCGCAACGAAGAGAAGGAUUGGGAAAAUGACUCCACCACCUCAUCCACUCCCUCCAACAACGAGUACACAGGACCCAAACUCUACAAGGAGCCGAGUGCCAAGUCCAACAAGUACAUCAUCCAGAAUGCCCUGGUUCACUGCUGCCUGGCUGGCAAGGUCAACGAAGGGCAGAAGAACAAGAUACUUGAUGAAAUGGAGAAGUCCGAAGCCAACAACUUCCUUUUGUUGUUCCGUGACGGCGGAUGCCAGUUCAGGUCUGUGUACGCCUACUGCCCGGAGACGGAGGAAAUCACCAAACUGGCCGGAAUCGGGCCGAAGAGCAUCACGAUCAAGAUGAUCGAGGGCCUGUAUAAGUACAACUCGGACAGAAAGCAGUUCAGCCUGAUCCCGGCCAAAACCAUGUCCGCCAGUGUGGACGCCAUCACCAUCGGCAGCCAUCUGUGGCAGACCAAGAAGCAGGCGACGCCCAAGAAACUGCACACUAAGUAGCACCAGAUGGCCGCGCAAGAUUUGGACAUACAGUACUUCUCUAGAACGAACACUAGAGAAAUAGUGUAUUUAACAUUUUCAUUCAAAGUACACAUGGUCCCCACUGAAGCCCAACUGGAGAACAGAGAGUUGACUGUUACGCUCUGGACUAACUAUACGGGACACAAGUGUUUACUUAUUAGCAUGUGUAUCAAUGUGCCAAACAAAGAGAAGAAAACAAAAGGCGGACCAUUGCCUUACCUAGUUGAACCACUGAAGCACUGAAUGUCACUCCUCAGAAAGAGGCCGUUUGGUUUCUAUACGUUGAUCAUGUGUGGCCUUAUGCUUGUUUUCUCUCAUAUGGAUGCGCUGUGAUGGUGUUGGUGUCAGUUUGUCAGCACUUGUAAUAAAAAGUCUGUUUGUGAUACAGGAGAGUUUGCGAGCACUCGCAGGUCUGGGAUCAGCUCACGCCCCCUCAAGCAGGUUGUUAAGGGUGGCCCGUCUGAUCCGUGAUCAGGUAGAAGCAGCAUUUUUUAUGAGAGUUUUGCUGCUACACAGGCAUGUUUUUUAGUUCUUGUUUUUCUUUUCUACAUGUGACUGAAACACGUAUAAAUAGUUCAAAUGUGUGUGUGUGUGUGUGUAAUAGUGAAGUGCCAAGAAGGGUGAGGUGAAUACCUCAAUUGGUGAUUGCAAUUACUUUCCAAUAGUGUGGAAUAAUGAGAGUAUUGAGCAUAAGGAGUACCAUGAAACACUUCUGGAAGGCUCCUGCUAUAGACUCUUAAUUAAUUUCAUUUUGAUAAUGCUUUGAAGAUAUUCUGAAAGACAUCUCAGAUGUUAUUCAGAGAAACAUGAUGAUAUUCUGUACGUAUAUAUAUAUAUAAUAUAUAAGUUAAGUUUGUAUAUGAUGGCAAAACCCUCCGAAAUGAGCGAGUCUGCUUGGAGGAGCUUUUAUAGUUUAUCACGUAUGUGUGUCAGUGUGUUGUCCUUUGGGGCCUUUACUUAAUGCAACAAGUGUAAUCACUCUACAGUAUCGCUGGUAAGACGAUCGUCAGUAGUAGAAUAGACAGAAAUCUCACUCUGUGUCAUCAGUCUGUGCAAUUUAAUUUGAAUAAUCUCCAGUGACCAUGUUGGAGUUGGAACUAACAAAUACUUAAGAUGCCACUUUAAUGUGGAUAUUGUCUUAACUGUUAGAGCUUGAUUACCCUCAAAGUACAUUGUAAAUAAAUUAAUUCAUCCAUGAUACUACUUCAAGACCUUGUCCAAUGGCGUUGAGUUGUUUCCGCUUCAGUACCGUCACGCUUGUUACUUUACUUUUACAUAACUUUUUGUCACAUGUGUUGGCACUGUACAUAUAUAUAUAUUUUGGCAUAUAGAAGUAUUUUUUGUAAUGACAUUGACCUGUUGGAGGUGUGUACUGAUGAAGCAGUACAGCUGUUGAAGGAAGUGUGAUGAAAGCAGAUGCAAGGUGUAUGAAAUCGUAUGAAGGCGGUAUUGUGUAUGUAUGAAAGCCAUAAAGCAUACUGAGAUUUUUUCCAAUUUUUAAUUCAUUUUCUUCUUAAUUUACUAAAUAUGCUCAACUGUUCAUGGAUUUUUUUUGUUUUCCUAUUACUUUGAGCUUUAUUAAAAUGCAAGCUAUCAACAGUA